Messenger RNA from Cornus florida, 2033 nucleotides. Its product is annotated as heat shock cognate 70 kDa protein-like. Gene Ontology annotation, biological process: protein refolding; cellular response to unfolded protein. Gene Ontology annotation, molecular function: ATP hydrolysis activity; ATP binding; heat shock protein binding. The record is from RefSeq and is a predicted model, not a curated record. The transcript has 2 exons. Bases 1 to 1761 code for a protein of 586 amino acids. NCBI's taxonomy places the organism in Eukaryota, Viridiplantae, Streptophyta, Magnoliopsida, Cornales, Cornaceae. Gene Ontology annotation, cellular component: cytoplasm.
AUGGCCGGAAAAGGAGUAGCUCGGGCGAUUGGAAUUGAUUUGGGGACGACUUACUCGUGCGUCGGAGUGUUUUCCCAUUCGGACCAUUCCGCGAACGGCAUCGUUAUAAUUAUCAACGAUCAGGGCAACAACACGACACCGUCUUACGUCGCCUUCAAUCACACCGAGCACCUCAUCGGCGAUGCCACUAAGUAUCAAGUCCUUGGGAACCCUAUCAACACCAUUUUCGAUGCGAAACGAUUGAUUGGUAGGAAGUUCAGUGAUGCAUCAGUUCAAGGUGAUAUUGAGCACUGGCCAUUCAAGGUCAUUGCUGGUCCCAGUGAUAAGCCAAUGAUUGUGGUAAACUACAAGGGCGAGGAGAAACAGUUCGUUGCUGAAGAGAUCUCAUCCAUGGUUCUCACUAAGAUGCGUGAUAUUGCUGAGGCCUAUCUCGGCUCCACGGUUAAGAAUGCAGUCUUCACUGUCCCUGCUUAUUUCAAUGACUCUCAGCGCCAGGCCACUAAGGAUGCCGGAGUCAUUGCCGGCCUCAAUGUCAUUAGUAUCAUCAAUGAGCCCACUGCUGCUGCCAUUGCUUACGGUUUUGACAGGAGAGCUGCAAGUGUGGGCGAGAAGAAUGUGCUUAUCUUUGACCUUGGCGGUGGCACUUUUGAUGUUUCUCUUGUCACCAUUAAGGCGACGGGUGUCAUUGAAGUGAAGGCCACUUCUGGGGACACUCACCUUGGAGGAGCAGACUUUGAUAACCCCAUGGUGAACCAUUUGGUUCAGGAAUUCAAGAGAAAGCACAACAAAGACAUCAGUGGAAGCCCUAGAGCUAUUAUGAGGUUGAGAGCUGCUUGUGAGAGGGCAAAAAGGACUCUUUCAUCAGCUAUCUGGACAACCAUUGAGAUUGAUUCAUUGUAUGAGGAAACUGAUUUCUACCCAAGCAUUACUCGUGCCAAAUUUGAGGACCUAAACAUGGAUUUCUUUAAGAAGUGUGUGGAGAGUGUUGAAAAGUGUUUGAAGGAUGCCAAGAUGGACAAGAGCAGUGUCCACGACGUAGUCCUUGUCGGUGGCUCUACUAGAAUUCCAAAGGUUCAGCAUCUAUUGCAGGACUUCUUCAACGGGAAGGAGCUGUGUAAGAGCAUUCACCCAGAUGAGGCUGUUGCUUAUGGUGCGGCUGUGCAAGCUGCAAUCUUGAGUGGUGAGUACCAAGAGCUGUCGCUGUUGGAUGUAAACCCUCUGUCCCUUGGCGUGGAAAUUGUUGGAGGUGUCAUGUCUCUUGUGGUUCCAAGAAACACUACAAUUCCUACCAAGAAGGAGAAGGUGUUCUGUACCGUUUAUGAUAACCAGCCCAGUGUGCUGAUCCAAGUGUACGAGGGUGAGAGAACAAGAACAAGCGACAACAACUUGUUGGGCAAAUUCUGGCUCUCUGGCAUUCCUCCUGCCCCUAGACAAGUUCCGCAAAUCAACGUCUGUUUUGACAUUGAUGCCAAUGGUAUCUUGAAUGUCUCGGCUGAGGACAAGAGCAUUGGUCAAAAGAACAAGAUCACUAUCACUAAUGAAGAGAACAGGUUGUCCAAGAAAGAGAUACAGAAGAUGCUUCAGGAAGCUGAGAAGUACAAGUCUGAAGAUGAGGACUACAAGAAAAGGGCUGAAGUCAAGAAUACUUUGGAUUCUAUUGCUGGGGCCAUACAGUGGAUGGACAGGAAGGAACUUGAGAGCGUCCGCAAACACACCACUUCCAUCUUCAGCCGGUGGAAGUGGCGCAGGCCCCAACAUUGAGGAGGUUGAUUAAGUACUACCAAGCUUUUUUACGCAAUCAGGAGUCUGUUCUUGGUUACAUGAACAAACCAUAGCUUGCUUGCGCAACUUUUUUUUUAUUUUUUAUUUUCUUACAUGAACUUCUAUGCGUGUGAAGACAUGCAUUAUAUUUAUAGGUUGUGAAGGGCCUUAAAUGUUGAAACUAUAAACUCCAAAAUAUCAAUUGAAAUUUAAGAUCAAAGUAGACCAGGACCAUCUGUGAACCAAAUUGUUUAUGACAGUUAGGGACUCGA